Molecule: messenger RNA, 351 nt
Organism: Protopolystoma xenopodis
Lineage: Eukaryota; Metazoa; Platyhelminthes; Monogenea; Polystomatidea; Polystomatidae
Source: the annotation of a GenBank genome assembly
AUGUGGAAAGCAAAGAUCGACGUCACCUGGAUAAUCGAGCCUAAAGACGUAAACCAAGUUGACAAGGCCACGCUUCUUAGCCAUCAAUUCUACACGUUUGACGAUGAUAAAGCAGAUGCUUGGCAAAAGAAUCGAAUGCAAUCCAGGCAUGCAUUCAAUUCUGACGAGUAUGCAGAAUAUAACUACUGGUACAGAUUCGGAAAAGCACAGCUUGCCGAAGAGGAGGAGUCAGAUCAGGAAAAUGAAUCGGACGAAAUGGAAAAGGAUCCUCCAAAUGACGAGUGGAUUGCAGAAGAUGAAGAAAUAGAGGAGGUAGAUGUCGAAAAGCCCUGUAUUGUAGGAGAGCUGUAA